UACACAGAGCUGCCGCGAGCAUCCGAGCGCACCGUCUCCACAGCAUGGCUCCCUGCUGCUGCCAAAGCAUCCCUGCGCUGGUGCUGCUGUCCCUGGCGAUAGUCGGGAUUCUGCUGGUGGUCCUUCCAGCUAGAGAGAUGGAGACACCACCUGAGAACAUGUAUGGAAUUGUUCUGGAUGCAGGCUCAUCACACACCGCCAUGUACAUCUUCACAUGGCCAGCUGACAAGCAAAAUGGCACUGGUAUUGUUACCCAGCACAGGGAGUGUUCUGUAAAAGGUGGAGGGAUAUCCAGCUAUGCAGGUGUUCCUGGUGGUGCAGCAGAAAGUCUGGAGGUCUGUCUAAAACAAGCUGUGAAGGAUAUCCCCAAAUCCAGGCACCACCAAACGUCACUCUAUCUAGGAGCUACUGCAGGCAUGCGACUGUUGAACAUAGUGAAUGCCACAGAGUCCCAGCGGUUACUGAAGGAAGUGGAGAACAAACUGCGGUCUUACCCUUUCAAAUUCAAAGAGGCAACCAUCCUGAGUGGACAGGAGGAGGGGGCAUAUGGCUGGGUCACAGUGAACUACUUACUUGAAAACUUUGUGAAGUGCGGUUUUGUUGGCCAAUGGCUGAAUCCAGGCAGACAGACAAUUGGAGCUUUGGAUUUAGGAGGAGCUUCCACACAGAUUUCUUUUGAGACCUCUGAGAAGGUGGAGGACAAGGAUAAUGUGAUGGAUCUGAAGCUUUAUGGACAAACCUACAGACUAUACACCCAGAGUUUCCUGUGCUAUGGCCAAGACCAGUUCCUGAAAAGACUGCUGGCUCUUCUUAUCACGACUGCAGGUGUGAAGCCCAAGGUGGCUCAUCCCUGCUACCCAAAACAGUUCAACAUGUCUAUCAAGCUGGGGACGGAUGUCUUUGAUUCUCCAUGUACCAAGAGCUUCAGACCGGCCCGGUUUGACCCCCAGAUGAGUGUAUCAGUAGUGGGCACAGGAGAUUACCAGAACUGCCUGGAAAACGUGAAAAAGUUGUUCUCCUUCGACAACUGCACUUACUCAAAGUGCUCCUUUAAUGGAGUCUUCCAACCCAACGUGAGAGGAAGCUUCAUGGCAUUCUCUGCCUUCUUCUUCACCCAUAACUACAUCAACCUCCUCACCAACAUCGCCAUCACGUCCCCCAGUCGACUGAAGGAGGCAAUUAGACUCAUCUGCAACAUGACCAUCUCUGAGAUGACUGAAAAGACAAAGCAGGAUGAGAAAUACAUGAAGAAUACCUGUGCCGUCUCCAAUUUUGUCCAAGUCCUCUUACUGCAGGGCUACAAGUUUGAUGAACGCUCCUUUCCCUCCAUCUCUUUCCAUAAAAAGGCAGGAGGAGCAUCUGUUGGCUGGGCUUUGGGGUGCAUGCUCACUCUGAGCAAUAUGGUUCCAGCAGAGAGACUAGGGCUGAUGAAGGCUCUGCCCCCAGGGCCCUGGGCUGGCAUUCUCUUCCUCUUCAUCACCCUCCUCCUCAUUGCGUUGGGAUACCUACUGUGGAUCUACAGAAACACCAGAUCAGAAGACAUGGUGUUAUAGCAAGGGUGACAUGCCUUCAUAUUCCCUUUAGAGAAUGCAUAUGUCUGUCCAAAAUUUUCCAUAUAUAUUUUUGUUUUUACGUGUCCACUGUGUGUAAGUAAAAUCAGCAAAGCGUUAAAGUGAGGCCUUCACUAUUUUCUUUGCUAAUCCACUAAACUUCCUUCUUUUUUUUUAUUGACUCACGUCAGUGUGUGUAACUGGAAACAACAGAAUAAACCAAGUUUUUUUGUAAUAGUUUCAGAUUCAAUAAAUAAAACCGCACCCACUCACACAUUCCACAUUAGAGCUGUGCGUUCCCUGUGUUCUCUUGGGGGACAGCUGUGGCUCACGGCUCAUCUUCCAAUGGGAAGAAAAGCAGUUCCAUAUCAGUGUAUAAAUGUGUGUGAGUGGGUGGAUGAAAUGUGUGACAGCAUUUCGAUGUGUCCAAAGACUAGAACAAAUAGUCCAUUUACCAGUUCUCCUUUUGUGACAGAUGCCUGAGUCAACGUUAGCAGACACAGUUGCGUAAAAAUUGUGUAAACAUAAAGUAACAAAACCCAAAUUUAUUUACAUUCUAAUGAGUUCUCAGCUGUGGUCGUAGCAAGCUAACUGUAGAGGCAAUUUUCUCCAAAAGAUGUUUUGGUUUAGUUAUUUAUUUUAAUCAGUUAAAUACAUCUGUCACCUUUAUGUCAUGUAUGGCUAGAGGUAUAACUAGGACUAGUUGGAUGCAGAUUAAUGUUUCUGGGCUCUCAAUUUUUAAUAUCUCAAACCAUCCACUGUGGCUGCCAGGACAUGUGUGCUGUUUUUUGAUCCUCAGCGGCAAAAUGGCUUACUGGUCACCAGUAAAGCAAUUAGGCUUCCAAAAGGUCCCCAGGUGCUUAAACAUAUUUAAAACCGCCAAACAACAAUCAAAUUGUCAUCAUUAUUAUUUCUAAACUCGUUAAUCAGUCAUAAACACAAAUACUCCUAAUGAGUGACACAUUCAACGUUCAGGAUUCAGCCAAUACAGCAAACCGAGCGCUGUGUAUCUCUCUCUCU
Molecule: messenger RNA, 2570 nt
Organism: Anoplopoma fimbria (sablefish)
Lineage: Eukaryota; Metazoa; Chordata; Actinopteri; Perciformes; Anoplopomatidae
Product: ectonucleoside triphosphate diphosphohydrolase 2-like
Exons: 9
Coding region: 45-1553 (502 amino acids)
Biological process (GO): nucleoside diphosphate catabolic process
Cellular component (GO): plasma membrane
Molecular function (GO): UDP phosphatase activity; GDP phosphatase activity
Source: RefSeq, a predicted model, not a curated record